Messenger RNA from Drosophila albomicans, 1402 nucleotides. Its product is annotated as trimeric intracellular cation channel type 1B.1. The record is from RefSeq and is a predicted model, not a curated record. The transcript is spliced from 2 exons. NCBI's taxonomy places the organism in Eukaryota, Metazoa, Arthropoda, Insecta, Diptera, Drosophilidae. Gene Ontology annotation, cellular component: membrane. Gene Ontology annotation, biological process: potassium ion transmembrane transport. The coding region runs from base 129 to 989 and encodes 286 amino acids. Gene Ontology annotation, molecular function: identical protein binding; potassium channel activity.
AAGAUUUUUUUCUCUGCGUGUAUGUAUUUUUUUUUUAAAUUAAGUAAACAAUUUGAAAACCGUCUCGAAAUUCAAGUGAGCUCGAAAUUGACACGAAGCUAAACGGAUGACAUCAGCGAGCGAGAGAGAUGAACUCGCCCAACAUUCUCAGGCCCUUCUCCAAUCACUUCAUAUUUCGAGCCCUGCACUACACAUUCAUUGCAUUCCAGCUUCGCGAUGAACUGAUGCGAAGUAACCCAAGCAAGCAGCGGCCUCGCAGCUAUCUGGAAUGGCAACCGUUUGUGCUCUGGCUGAAUCACGUGAUGCUCACCUAUGCUGGGGACAUACUGGUCAAUGUGAUGCUCGGUUCGCUGCCACUUGAGCCGCUGAGCAAUGUGCACGAUGUCAUCUUGUGUACUCUGACGUGGUAUCUCAUCUUCUACAGUCCCUUUGACUGGGCACAUGCUGUGGCACGUACGGUGGCCUUUCGAAUGCUUGCCACUCCGAUUACGGCCAUCAGUCAGGUGGUGCACAUCGAUAGGGGCAUUCAGUUGGCUGGCAAGAUGUAUGGCAAUAAUGCCCUGGUGCCCAUACUGAUAAUUGGCACCAUUGUCGGAAGUGGAGCCGAGUUCCUUAAGCCAGUUGCCGCGCUGCUAAUCAAUCGCUGCCAAUUGACCAAUGCCGCUUAUGUGAAGCUGAGCACAAACUCCAAAGUGUCUUUCUGCAUCGCCUUGGUGUUUGUGCUUCAGCUGAAUCAAAGUCAAUGGCUAUUCGGUCUCAGUCGGCGGCAGCUGCAUAUCUAUGUUCUGAUCGUAUUGAUUUUAUUCAAAUAUCUGUCAAUGGCUUGUCGAAUGGAUCAUUUGAUUUGGAAGUUGGAAAAUCAGUUGUGUUACGCCUUUUUCGGUGGCCUCUCGGCAGAUUUAGCCAAGUUUUUCAAAUGCCCAGAGCAUUUCGAAAACUUGUUUAAAACUGCCAAGUUACAGCAUCUCUUACAUAAUCAUCGAGCGUGAUAACAAGUGAUAACAGUCGAGCUGAGUUGAGGUGAGGUUGCCAGAGGCAUUCUCUCCUAACAGCUGCUAAGCGGCUUAAGUUACCCUCCCACCGGACACUGAGUGGAUUGUGGCAUGAAGUGCUGCUCAUUCAAUUGGCAGAUGUUUCGCAUCAAUUGGCUGGCCAGCGCGCGAGGCAGCUCCGAUUACAUAAGGUGCCACUCACAGCCACGAGCUGAAUCAAUCGCUAAGAGGCUUACAUGAGAAUCCGAAUGCGAGUGAGAAUACCAAGCAAAGGAGUAUCGCAGGAGUGGUCGGAUUGGUAACGCAUCUUAAUUAAUACUCCAUGUAUUGAUUGUGUCAUUACGCCGAGAACUGCGCAUUUUAAAAUGCCGCAAAGAACAAAUAAAACAAGCCAAUAAGCGCCUUUUAAA